AUGGAGGUCAGUACCAGCGUCAGGAAAGCCUUGUCCGGAACUCUGGACCCGUCCGCAGUCACGACUGUCGCCCUGCGGUCCCCAGCUGAAGACCAGAACCACGUAAAACCCAACAAGAAAGUUCUGGACGAAGAGGAAUACAUAGAGAAUCUAGAGAAAAUCAUUCAGCGAGACUUCUUCCCUGAUGUGACAAAGCUCCAGGCGCAGAGAGAGUAUUUAGAGGCAGAAGAAAAUGGAGACCUGGAGAGAAUGCGGCAGAUCUCCAUCAGAUACGGAUCGUCUCUGACCAAAGCCACGCCUCAGUCUGCGGCGCCAUAUGUUACACCCGCCAGCUUCGAGACUCCUGUGGGGCAGCCCGGAUCUCCUGCUGCCAGCCACAAGAGCGGGGUUAGAGACAAAGACGACGAGGACAAAGAGAAGGAGCUCCCGUCUCUGGAUCGGUUUCUGGCCAAACACACGAGUGAAGACAACUCCUCGUUCGAACAGAUCAUGGACUUGGCCAAAGACAAAGAGAAGCUGCGUCACGCCUGGCUGUACGACGCAGAGACAGAGUUCCAACAGCGUCAUCAGGAGAACCUGGCGCUGCUCGCUCCUGAGAAGGCGGCAUUGGAGUGUGUGAAAGCUGGACUCGAGACCUGGGAGUACAAGGCCAAGAACACACUCAUGUAUUAUCCUGAAGGAGUUCCAGACGACACUGCCUUUAAGAAGCCCAGGGAGGUGCUGCACAGAAACACUCGCUUCAUCACAGACCCCUUCAGCAAAGCCCUCAACAAGAGCCAGAUCCAGCAGGCGGCCGCCCUCAACGCUCAGUUCAAACAGGGUAAAGUGGGUCCGGAUGGAAAGGAGCUCAUCCCUCAGGAGUCUCCGUCUGUGAAUGGGUUUGGAUAUGUGGCCACGCCCUCCCCUGCACCUGGUGUAGCAGACUCUCCUCUCAUGACGUGGGGAGAGAUUGAGAGCACUCCGUUCCGAUUGGACGGUUCUGACACGCCGCACAUCGAGAGAAACCACGGCCCAUCGUUUAAGAUCCCAGAACCUGGAAGGAGAGAAAGACUUGGGUUGAAGAUGGCAAAUGAAGCCGCGGCCAAGAAUCGCGCAAAGAAACAGGAAGCUUUGAGAAAGGCCACACAGAACCUGGCAAGUCUGACACCUAAAGGCAUGAGCCCCGCCCUGAGCCCGGCUUUACAGAGACUGGUGAACCGCACGUCCAGUAAAUACACAGACAAAGCACUGAGAGCCAGCUACACGCCGUCCCCUUCGCACCGGCGCGUCGCAAAGUCUCCGUUCAACGGCCCCGCCACGCCGACGGGAACGCCAACGCCGCUCAAGGCCAAGACGCCCAGUUCUCAAGACGUCACCUCCCUCACAGACAAUCUGCUGCAGCUGCCCAAGAGACGGAAGGCAGCGGACUUUUUCUAA
Molecule: messenger RNA, 1416 nt
Organism: Knipowitschia caucasica
Lineage: Eukaryota; Metazoa; Chordata; Actinopteri; Gobiiformes; Gobiidae
Source: the annotation of a GenBank genome assembly